Molecule: messenger RNA, 2144 nt
Organism: Theobroma cacao (cacao)
Lineage: Eukaryota; Viridiplantae; Streptophyta; Magnoliopsida; Malvales; Malvaceae
Product: cysteine-rich receptor-like protein kinase 26
Biological process (GO): protein phosphorylation
Cellular component (GO): plasma membrane
Molecular function (GO): ATP binding; protein serine/threonine kinase activity
Source: RefSeq, a predicted model, not a curated record
UAUCGCCUCAACUCCAUACUUGGACAAUUUUCUAUACCAUCUUAGUUCCUUUUGACAAGCAAUUAAUCUUCCUAUUCAGCAAAUCCUGACACAAAAUCAUCCAAUCUCCAUUGGAGGAGCACUGUCCAUUUAAAUGCAAAAGCUCUGAAAAUCAUAGCUCCAACGAGCUUGUAAGAAGCACAAGCAGCAUAAACCCUGUACUUCGCAGGCAGGGCAAUGGAUUGCUCACGGCAGUUUUUCUUCUCUUCUUUAAUUGUUACAUUCCUUCUUAGUCUUACCGUUGCCCAACAACAGCUUCUCUACUAUUUCUGUUUAGACACAAGUGGCAGUUUCACCAGAAGCAGCACUUACGAGGCAAACCUCAAUCGCGUGCUGUCAUCUUUCUCCUCGAACACAGCAAAUGAUUAUGGGUUCUACAAUAUCUCAUCUGGCCAAGGCUCCGAGGGAGCUAACGCAAUCGCACUUUGCAGAGGAGAUGUUAAUUCGGGUGGUUGCCUCGACUGCAUCAAUAACGCAGCCACUGAGCUCAGAAAUCUCUGUUCCAACGAGAAAGAAGCAAUUAUCUGGUAUGAAAAUUGCUUGUUGCGCUACACAAAUCGCUCCAUCUUUGGUGUUGCGGAAACCAAUCCUUCUUUCUACAUGUGGAAUGUAAACAACGUCACGGAUCUGGAUGCUUUUAAUCAGGCCCUGAUUGCUUUGAUGGAUAACCUAAGCACAAACGCUUCAUCAGGCACUUCCCUUCGCAAGUUUGCAACGGGUAGUGCAGAAGUUACAGCUGCCCAAACAAUAUAUGCACUUGUUCAAUGCACUCCGGAUUUGACCCGGCCCGCAUGCAGCUCUUGCUUGUCUCAGGCUAUUGCACUGCUUCCGAGUUGCUGUAAUAGUAAACAAGGAGGCAUGGUAUUUGGGCCUAGCUGCAAUUUAAGAUUUGAUAUUAAACGCUUCUAUAAUCUUGCUACUGCUGAUGCACCAUUACCACCGCCAUCAGCACCACAAUCCCCACCUUCUCCCCCGAGCUCGAAACGUACAAGAGGAAAAAUGAGUAAUUCAUAUCGAACUAUUAUCAUCAUAACCGUCCCGGCUGCUGCUUUUGCGGUACUUCUCAUCUCCAGCUGCAUCUUCUUUUUAAGGGUGAAAAAGUCAAAGGCGAAAGCUGAAAAGUCCUUGCAAUAUGAUUUCAGCACCAUUAGAGCUGCAACAGAUGACUUUUCUGACACAAAUAAGCUCGGACAAGGUGGAUUUGGUACAGUUUAUAAGGGCACAAUUGCCAGUGGAGAAUUGAUAGCAGUAAAAAGGCUGACUACAGAUUCUGGACAAGGAGAUCUAGAAUUCAAAAACGAGGUUCAGUUAGUGACCAAGCUUCAGCACAAGAAUUUGGUUAGGCUCCAAGGUUUCUGCCUGGAAGGAAAUGAAAGGCUACUCAUCUAUGAGUUUGUGCCUAACGCAAGUCUGGAUCAAUUCUUAUUUGAUCCAGUUAGGCGUGCAUAUUUGGACUGGGAAAGACGACAAAAAAUCAUUGGAGGCAUUGCUCAAGGACUUCUCUACCUUCAUGAAGAUUCUCGACUCCAAAUUAUUCAUUGUAAUCUCAAAGCUAGCAACAUCUUAUUAGAUGCAGAACUAAAUCCUAAAAUUUCAGAUUUUGGCAUGGGAAGAUUGUGUGCACUUGAUCAAACUCAAAGUGUUACUAGUAGAAUUGAGGGAACAAAUGGAUACAUGGCACCUGAAUAUGCAUUGCAUGGUCAAUUUUCUAUCAAGUCUGAUGUUUUUAGUUUUGGUGUACUACUUUUAGAGAUUUUAUGUGGUCAAAAAAAUAGUGCUUUUUGUGUCGGGGAGAAUGUAGAAGAUCUUCUAAGCUAUGCCUGGAGAAUUUGGAAGGAUGGGACAGCAUUGAAACUUGUAGAUCCCAUUUUGUGGGAAGCUUCAAGAACUCAAGUGAUGAGAUGCAUCCACAUUGGGCUGCUUUGUGUUCAAGAAAAUGCAGCGCAGAGACCAAACAUGGCUUCAGUUGUUCUGAUGCUUACUAGCGACUCUGUCACUGUCCCACUACCCUCAGAACCUGCAUUUUUCGUGCACAGCAACACUCGCAAGACUUAAAUUCAGGAGCAACAGAAUCCACUCAAUCCAGAUGACCACAUAAUUCGAUU